CACAACGAAUAAGUGUGUUUUUUUCAAAGUUCGAUUCAUCUUUUUACCGGCGACUCGUGUCAACGCGUAUAAAAAAACAAUUAAAUGACAAUAAUAUUUUACACUUAAAAAAAUCCGAAUGUGAUAAAUUGUUAAUGUGACAAAAUUAAAAAAAAAAUUAAAUUGAAAAUUGUAUUAAAAAUACAAUUAAAAUUAUUAAAAUAUUAAUAAUAAAUAGCAAAUAUAAUAUUAAUAUAAAUUCUUUACAUUAAAUUAUUAUGGAUACUUAAAAAUAAUAUUGUUAAUAAUUAAUUUUGUAGAAAAGUUUUUUUGGUGAAUUUUUUUCUUCUAUAAAAAUUACUAAGAAAUUGAAAGGAUCUUCAAAUGGUUGGGGAGAAUUCAGAAUUAUGUGAGCCGAAAGAGUUUUUUGAGCAAGGGUGAAGGGGGGCGAUUCAAGGAUUUUGCGCGCAGCUUCCGAGGAUGCUGGUGCAUUAAAUUCGCGACGAAGAGGAAGAACUUUGGUGAACGCGUCAAGACAGUUUUAUCGUGAGGAAAAGUGUAUACGAUUAAGAACGACGACUAGUUUCGGAAAAUUCGUUUAAAAGAAAAGUGCAAAAUAAUUGAAAAUGAUGUGUCUGGUAUAAGUAUUCUGCGAAGAAGAUAUAUUUCGUCCAGAAGGAGUUAAAAUUAAAGUUGUUUUCUAAAAAAAAAAUAAGAAACUUUCGAGAAAAGCGAAUCAAGAUGUCGAGGAUAAUUUUGAUUAUCUGCUUAACUGUCGUAUGUGUCGUAAAACCGAAUGGGGUCCACGGCGGCAGCGAGAUCUACGCGAAGAUGUUCUCCAGCCAGCAGAGUCCGUCCGACCCGUGCUACGACGAGGACCGACCGCUCAGGUGCAUUCCGGUGUUCGUGAACGCGGCCUACGGAGCGACGGUGGAGGCGUCGUCGACCUGCGGCAGUGGCGGCCCCACCAGGUACUGCGAUGUCUUCGAGCAACCGGGAGGCAGCACCGGCAUCGGGCAGUGCCACGUGUGCGACGACAGCACUCCGAGACGUCGCUUCCCGCCGAGCUACCUGACAGAUUUGAAUAAUCCCACGAACGUCACAUGCUGGCGGAGCGAGCCAAUGGUGUCGUCGCAGAGCUUCGCCGCACCGCCCGACAACGUCACGCUGACACUCUCCCUCGGGAAGAAGUACGAACUCACUUACGUGAGUCUGCAAUUCUGCCCCAAGGCCGCGAAGCCCGACUCGAUAGCGAUCUUCAAGUCGAUGGACUACGGGAAGACGUGGCAGCCAUUCCAGUUCUACUCGUCCCAGUGCCGCCGCGUCUACGGGCGCCCGAACCGGGCCACGAUCACCAAGUCGAACGAGCAGGAGGCGAGGUGCACGGACAGCCACCGCUACAGCGGCGGCGACGGGCUGGGGCCGGUGGGCAGGAUCGCCUUCAGCACCCUCGAGGGCCGGCCGUCGGCCGCCGACUUCGACAACUCGCCGGUCCUCCAGGACUGGGUGACGGCGACUGACAUUCGAGUGGUCUUCAACCGGCUCUACAUGCCACAGGUUCAGGAGCAGUUCGCGAACAUGGGACCCGAGGACAAUAAUAUGGGACUCGAGGAGAUUAACAAGAAGGAGAGGGAGCGUGAGGAGAAGAUGAAGAAGAGUUUUUAUCUGAGACAUAAUGACCCAUUGGUGACGGCACUGCCGUCGGUCCAUCAGGUGUUCGCGCCGCAAGAGAUGCAAUCUAAUGAUGCACUCGAUCCUCAGGAGAUGAGUUUCGUGGGCAUUGGGGGAACGACCUCGGCUCCAGUUACGACCAUACUGUCGACUACUGCCGGUACCACUUUGGCUCAUCAUUAUGCGGUGUCAGACUUCGCGGUCGGCGGCAGGUGCAAGUGCAAUGGCCACGCGGCGAAAUGCAUCACCGGCAAGGAUGGGCAAAUUGCUUGCGAUUGUCGUCACAAUACUGCCGGUAGAGAUUGCGAAAAGUGUAAAUCAUUCUAUUUCGACAGGCCUUGGGCUCGAGCCACUGCCAGGGACGCCAACGAGUGCAAAGAGUGCAACUGCAACUUGCACGCUAGAAAAUGCAAAUUCAACAUGGAGCUGUACAAGUUGUCCGGUCGCGUGAGCGGAGGCGUUUGUCUACAGUGCAGGCACUUCACGGCUGGUCGUCAUUGUCACUAUUGCAGAGAGGGUUAUUACAGAGACCCUACAAAAGCCAUAACACACCGCAAAGCCUGCAAACCUUGCGAUUGUCACCCAAUUGGUGCUUCAGGAAAAACUUGCAAUCAAAGCACUGGCCAAUGUCCUUGUAAAGAUGGUGUAACUGGUACAACGUGCAAUAGGUGUGUUAGAGGUUACCAGCAAAGUAGAUCCCACAUCGCUCCUUGCAUCAAAAUUCCAAGAGUGGUACAGACACAAGGAAUAGCUAGUGAGGAUAAUGGAAAUCACGAACCUGAUGAUGAGCGAUACGAGGCAAGAACUAAUCAAUGUGGAAAAUGCAGAACCAGCACAAAAAGACUGAAUCUCAACAAAUACUGCAAAAGAGAUUAUGCGAUUCUGGUUAAAGUGUCGGACAGAUAUCAGAAGAGCGAUGGACCGCGAAAUGAUGCAGUUGCACCAGGUUCUUCCUGGGUACAAUUUCCUCUGGACGUCAUUCUCAUAUACAAACGAAACCGAGACUCUAGAAUUCAACGAGGUCCAAUUACACUUUACGUUCACAGUGCUGACUUGGCAUGCAAAUGUCCUAAAAUUAAACCAUACAAAUCCUACCUUAUUUUGGGCCAGGAGAGCGAAAACGGAAGUAACGAGGGCCUGACAGUGACAGAAAAAUCAAUCGUUAUCGAGUGGCGUGACGAAUGGCGUCGUCGAAUGCGUCGCUUCGAACGAAGAGCAAGGUCCUGUCAUUGAAGAGAAUAAACAGAAGAUCUUCUCUCGUCUUUUUGAGACACCUGGAGGCAGCUCCCCAUAAAAUUCACAAGAAGAGUUAACUCUUGACAAUUAAAAAAAACUCGAUUGCCAAUAUAAUUGAUACGAAAAUAUUGGUCAAUCAAAUAGUUGGUUUCGUUCUUAGUGUGUACCGCAGCGACUCUUACUUAAGAUCAUCAGGGAUUUAAAGAAAACAAGAUGAAUGAAAUCCUAAUUAUAUUCAAUAACGAACAUUAAAUUAAAUAACUAGAUUUAUAAAUAUUCAUCUUAACAAAAUGAAGUCGAAUAAUGUGAAAAGUGUCACACUGGUGUCGUCAUGAUGAACCGAAUUUUUUCAGUGCUAUUCUCUUUGUUUUUAAUUUUUUUCCAUUUUAAUGACGAUCAGAUGCGAUCGAUUGAAGCCUGAGAAUUUCCGUGCCGCACCAUAAAGCAAAUGAUGCUAAUUGCUAAUAUAAAUGAUGUGUAACGCCUGCAGGAAUACAGGAUUAUAGAAUGUUGUAGUUUGCAAAAAAUUUGCGCUGAUUGCCGUAUAUAUAUUAUAUAUUUAUUUAAUAAAUCGACGAUUUGCGGAUAAUUAUAUAAUAUUAAAGGUGUAGAGUAAAAUGCGACUUAGAAUCACUUGUUAAGAAAUUGUUUCAAUUUCUCGAAUUUUCAGUGGUAAACAUUAUUCUGUGCCAUUUUUUUAUUUUACUUCUAUUACUCUUAAUAAUAAAUUUUCUGCCUAUGGCUACAUUUUUUAGAAACAAAAUUUUGUUAAAAUUAUAUUAUUUAAAUUUUUUAUGGUUUAUAAAUUUCUUAAAGAAAUUCUAAUUUUAUUCUAACGUUAUAAUUUCCAGAAGAAAAUUUAAUUCUAAUUUUGCAAAGUGAUCAAUACUACUAUUAACUUCAACUAUUAUUGAUUUUAAAAAUUUGUAAAGAAAUAAUAUUUUCACGUUUUCAUUAUGUAUAUGCUUUUUUUGGCAAACGCUUCAAAAUAUAACAACUUAUUUUUAACAAAAGAUCGUAAUUAAUAUAUUAGUUGAAAGUUAAUAAAGCAUUGAAAAUCCAGUCUUGUCUCUCAAAAAAAACUGUAAUGGCUCUUAAGUUUCACGAUGUUAAUAUUGCAAAAAUAUAAAUAUAUUUAGUAUUCACCGUCUGAGAAAGAGUCAAAGCGAUUGAAUGAAAAUGAUAAAACUGUUCCAAGAGAAACGAAAAUCAUAAAAUUUCACUACGAGAAAGUUAAUUAAUUUUUGACAUAAAUUGAAAAAGAAUUUUUAAAUAACCUUCACAAAAUUAAAACGAAAAUUCCAUUGACACGUAACUAUAAAACAAAUUAUUGUUGUCAUUAUAUAUUAUUGUACCAUUAAGGAUCAAAAUUAUUUAUUAUAAAUUAAUUACGAAUUAAAAGAAUUUUAUUAGUAUUAAAUUUAUUUGCUUUCGUAGCUUCAAUUUAUAAACGAUAAUUGAAUAUACACGUUAAGAAAAAAAAUUAUUUCUUGUGAAGUAGUGAAUUUUAAAUAGUCAUCUAUUUUUUUAAUUUUAUAUAUAAAAUUGUGUAUGAAAAAAAGCGAAACCAAUUUUAUUACACGUUUUUCUUUUUUUUGGAAAAUGAAAUAAUUUGUAGUUUAAAUCAUCGAAACUCGAUUGUUUAUUUAUUAAAUAAUAUUUAAUACACGUAAAUUAAAUUUAACUAAAAAAUAGAAGUUAAUUUUAAGAAUGAAUAAUUUUCUUAAGUUAAAAUAUUUCGCAAAAGCGAUAAAAUGAAAAUUUGUAAAGUGUCGAGUUUCAAAAUUAAAAUUUACACUUUAAUUUUGACGCUAGUAUUCAUACUAUGUAUAUAUAUAAAUAUAUAUUUAUCUAUUUAAGUAUCUACGUUUGCUAUCGUCGAAGCCAAGAGCGCUUAAUUAAUCCUAGAUUAUAAUCACGAUGACAGAAUCGUCAAAUUUCAAUCUUCAAAGUCAUGAAAAUGAAAAUGGAAAUAAAAUUUUGUUUUCUUUCCAAAAAUUUCUAUAUUUUUAAACAAAAUAUUUUAUUUCAACUUAUUUUAUUAAAUAAUUUUAUAACUUUUAAU
Molecule: messenger RNA, 4951 nt
Organism: Leptopilina heterotoma
Lineage: Eukaryota; Metazoa; Arthropoda; Insecta; Hymenoptera; Figitidae
Product: netrin-1-like
Exons: 7
Coding region: 721-2883 (720 amino acids)
Molecular function (GO): protein binding
Source: RefSeq, a predicted model, not a curated record